CCUCCCCCCUCCGCCGCUCUUUCUCUCUCCCCAAGCAGUGAGGCUCGGACAGCGCUCGGCUCCGGCGCUUUAUUUUAAGAUGAUCGGCCAAGGUCUUUGCAGAUAGAUUUUAUCUGAAGUUAAAUAGCUGGCGCUCGCCGCUCCCUCGCCAAUAAGUCAUUUCUAAUAGAGACAAAUCGCCCUGGACGCCCCGGAGCGCCGCUGCCGCCGCUCCUGCCCGCGCCCCCCGCCGAAAGCGAGCGGGCAGCCGGGGCAGCUCCCUCCUCCCGCUGGUGAGAGCUCCGCUUGUUCCGUAAAGUGGAUGUCAGGUGGAUCUAUGUUCUGCGAGGAACAAAGAGGCAGCGAAGGCAGCGCUGGGGAAGUUUGAGCGGCGAGGAUGCAGGCUGUGUACUGGUGCGCGGUCCUCCUGCUGCAGCCCACCCUCUACUUGGUUACCUGUGCAAAUUUAACAAAUGGAGGUAAAUCAGAACUUCUAAAAUCAGGAAGCUCCAAAUCCACACUAAAGCAUAUAUGGACAGAAAGUAGCAAAGACUUGUCCAUCAGCCGACUGCUAUCACAGACUUUUCGUGGAAAGGAAAAUGAUACAGAUUUGGACCUGCGAUAUGAUGCCCCAGAAACUUAUACUGAGCAAGAUCUCUGGGACUGGCUGAGGAACUCCACAGACCUACAAGAGCCCCGGCCCAGGGCAAAGAGACGGCCCAUUGUCAAGACUGGGAAAUUUAAGAAAAUGUUUGGCUGGGGUGAUUUUCAUUCCAACAUCAAGACUGUGAAGCUAAAUCUGUUAAUAACAGGGAAAAUCGUUGACCAUGGCAAUGGGACGUUUAGCGUUUACUUCAGGCAUAACUCCACUGGUCAAGGGAAUGUAUCUGUGAGCCUAGUGCCCCCUACAAAAAUAGUGGAAUUUGACUUGGCACAACAGACAGUGAUUGAUGCCAAAGAUUCCAAGUCCUUUAACUGUCGAAUCGAGUAUGAAAAGGUUGACAAGGCCACCAAGAACACACUCUGCAACUAUGACCCUUCAAAAACCUGUUAUCAGGAGCAGACCCAGAGCCAUGUGUCAUGGCUCUGCUCCAAGCCCUUUAAAGUAAUCUGUAUUUACAUUUCCUUUUAUAGUACAGAUUAUAAACUAGUACAGAAGGUGUGUCCUGAUUACAACUACCACAGUGACACACCCUACUUCCCCUCAGGGUGAGAAUGAACACGUGUCUGAGACUGAAGCCUGGGGAAUAAAAGAAUUCGUGUGACAGGGCUGUAACCUCGAGGAAGAAAGCCACAUCUAUUGCCUGGAAUGUGUCUACCUGCUUCUGCUGAUGUCAUAUGGCUGCAAAUAUGUUAGUGGAAAACAAUGUAACGUAAUUUUUGCCCAGUCAGCACCAUGUUUCAAUCUAGUUGUAAAUCACUAUGGAUUUGAAAUAAAACCAUACACACACAUAGAGACACACACUCUUCUCAGCUCAUAUCUAUUGAGAUUCCUGUUAAGAGAGAUUUUCAUUGUCUGAUAACUAAGGUUUUGGGAUAAACUAUCAUCAAGCAAAAUGGAUUAGCUAGACAGAGAACAGUUUCUAACACAGACUGUUGUGGAAAUCUCUUUGAAAAUCCUUUGAGUAUAUACCAAUAAUCCCCACUCAUGCAUUCUACUGCUUGGAGUAGCUGUACCGGUAAAUAAUACUGUAGGAGUAAAUACUUGUUAAAAUGGGAAAAAUGUGUGUGUAAAGUUCUGUAUCCCUUGCUAUAUGAACACAGCAAAGCAAAGUGACUUUUUUUCCAGCAUAUAGUAGGCACAUUCAAGGUGGUGUUAGGUGGCUCUUUUUCCAUGGAACGAGCCUGUUACCAGUAAAGAUGGGCAAACAUUUGGAAUUUACAUGUGGGCAGACAUUCUGGUUUUAUGUUUCUCUGACUCUUUAAGCUCUGAUUCUUUAAACCUGGUUGAGUUUAGUCGAGCAAAGCUAUUUUAAAACCCUCCAAAUGAUCUUUAGGAAGGAAAAUGCCUCAUGGAGGACAUGUAAGUUAUAAGUGGCUGUCUUAUCUUUAUUACAAAAUAUUGUAACAAAUUCAAUAUCCUAGUCUUGAUUUGUAUGAAUGGUUUGUAUUGUACAUAAUUUAACCAGUGUUAUUUGAGCUGCUUAUUAAUAUUAACUUGUAAUUGUCUCUCUGCUUGUUAUUGGUUAAAAGCAAUUGAGGAAUUGAAGAAUCCAUUUUAUCAAUGUAGCUGUAAACUCAUUAAAAGACAGAACUAUGUACAAAGCAUUUAUUCAGCUUAAGUAUUGUUGAAAGCUAUACAUAUACAACAUUGCAGUCUGUCUGUACUUAGAUAUUUUAUUUCCAGACAAAAAAAUAUGAGCUGUACAUAAAAAUAAAAGAAAUCUUAAAGUUGAGUUUCAAUAUGUACUGUGUAGAUGGUAGUUUAAAUGGUUCGGAAAAGUGGGUAACGUUCCAAAUCUGACAUGGUUAUCAAUCUUGCCUCUUUGCAUAUGUACAUAUAUAUAUACAUAUAUA
Molecule: messenger RNA, 2496 nt
Organism: Coturnix japonica (Japanese quail)
Lineage: Eukaryota; Metazoa; Chordata; Aves; Galliformes; Phasianidae
Gene: NXPH1
Product: neurexophilin 1
Molecular function (GO): signaling receptor binding
Source: RefSeq, a predicted model, not a curated record